UUUCUUAGAAAUAUCCAUGGAAGUAUAUUUUUAUCUGAUCUCUAUGACAAAUGGCUCGGUGUUAUUGAUCAAGGCAACAAAGAGGAGAAGAUAACUGCAGCCCAGAGGCUUUUAGCCCAGCUGCCAAGAGCAAAUGUUGUUCUCUUGCGAUACCUUUUUGGAGUGCUAUACAACAUUGAGCAACAUUCCUCAUCCAAUCAGAUGACAGCUUAUAAUUUAUCCGUUUGUAUAGCCCCAUGCGUUCUUUACCCACCUGAUUCCGGCACCUUGGAAUUGGAAGACAAUUUGAUAAAAAAGAUUUGUCUAGUACAAUUUCUCAUUGAAAAUUGCCUCAGGAUAUUUGGAGAAGACAUCACUUCCCUCUUGGGUGAGAACUCAAUGAGUCGUGGUAACAGCGAGAAGGCUGCAGACUCCGGCUGGAAGACUGUGAAAAGCCGUUUUUUCAGAGACAGGGCCUUUUGGUGGGGCUCCCGCACUUGCCAGCUCACCCAGUGCACAGCCCCACCUUCCGCAAAGCCAGGACAGCUCUUUGGAGUUUCCCUCAUGGAUAUCUGUGAUAAAGACAACCUGCCCUUUCCAAUUCUGGAUAUGCUUUCCUUUAUUAAUCAAAAAGGGCCACUCACAGAAGGCGUCUUCCGCAAAUCAGCCAAUAUAAAAUCCUGCAGAGUCCUAAAGAAAAAACUAAAUUCUGGCGUCAAAGUGAACCCGUACAGCGAAUCUGUUCAUGUGGUCGCAUCCGUCUUAAAGGUAGGGAAGGUUCUAGCAUUAUCAGUUACGUGAGUAACUGAAGCUAUGAUUGGUGUCCUUCAUCAUGACUGCUCAAGAACUGUAAUGGGCAUAAUAGAUUAAGAACCUGACAAGCUGAAAAUGCUUGACAAAAUCAAAAUUUAAGGAAGCUACUUUAGGAGUUAAAAGCCCCAUGUGUUAGAAAUACUUUCUGUUUUCACUACACACCGCCCU
This is a messenger RNA of Mirounga angustirostris (Northern elephant seal), 960 nucleotides long. Its product is annotated as rho GTPase-activating protein 20-like. The record is from RefSeq and is a predicted model, not a curated record. Gene Ontology annotation, molecular function: GTPase activator activity. Lineage: Eukaryota; Metazoa; Chordata; Mammalia; Carnivora; Phocidae. Gene Ontology annotation, biological process: signal transduction. The coding region runs from base 202 to 780 and encodes 192 amino acids. The transcript has 5 exons.